AUGAGCGCACCAACUUCCGGACCGGGUCCCCGUCCGUCCGGGGAUAUCGACAGGAAAGGGUCAGUCAAGCACGCCAGACAGUUGCUAGAGGCUGGCGUGCGUCCAGAGCGUGCAUCACCAUCCAACCAGAUGGGACAACAACCUCUGCCUAGAGACAUUUCUCACCGGACACAAUGGCCUCUGCCUGACUCAGGCUUACCGCCAAAUCCAAUCAACCAUCAUCCAAGGUAUUUGCUCCCACAAGGACCCCCUCCGCAGAGGCCGCCACGUCCAAGUGAGAUGCCUUCGCGUCAGAGCCAAAUGCCUUCACCGUCAAUCUAUUCAGAGCGGGAUGGCCAAGAUACGGAAACAAGUUUGAACGCGGCCCCACGGCCUCCCCGAUCAUUUUCACAGCUGCAGCCGCUUCCGCCGUUGCAGCCUCGGCGGCCCAUGAAGGUCGAGCCCCCUGUCAGUCCCACAAGUACAGUCGACAUGACUCCUCGCAUUUCGAUUGCCACGGAUGACUUGUUCAGACAAUCGACCGCCUCUUCGUCGGCUUCGAUUCCCGAUAUGCCACCAUUCCCGCCCCCAGUUCCACCGCUUGAGCCUCAUGGUUCCCAGGAUACUUUCCAGCGGACAGCAGGUCUGGUCACACCUCUCAACGCUCGACGACCCCCUCAAGCUCCAUUAGGCGUUGCUCCUAUCCCAGAGGAUCUCCCCGAUCCCCGUUUCACCAAGAGCUCUUUCGCAUCCAGCCGAGCUAUCCCCUCUAGCUGGGGCUCUGGACCCCCGGAAUCCGAGAUCUUGGGUGCAUAUCUUGACGUGGAAUCCGACGAAGACGCUGACGAGCCUCACCCAAGUCCCAAAGAGGAAGACGCAACUCUUGUCCGAAGUGCCAGUCUUGGAAAACGUGGGAAGCCAACAAUGCGCACAAUCACAAAGUCCAAUCCCGCAUCUGUAGUUUCUCUCCCCGACGCACAACCCACUCCCAAAGAGAACUCAAAUAAGGCCACAUUCGCAGGCGCAUCCACUGGAGUGGGAGCAGUAGCUGCCGCCAACCAAAUGCUCCACCCACCAAGCAACCUACGAAAGGCAUCUACUUCUACAGCAUCGAGUGACUCUUUGAAGGGCAUUGACCCGGAAAAGCCACCAUUCACCCAGCGUUACCAACAUAACUCGACGUACAGUGCUGCCCUUAAGAAGGAGAUUGAGGUCUUCGGUGGAGAUCUGCCUAGAGCUGCCCCUACCAUGAGCGACAAGAGACCUGGAGGUCGCAAGCCUCCUGCCCUCAACAUGGGUGCUUUGCGGGAUGCAGAGGCUCGUGGAAGUCUUUCCAGCUUAUCUGAUUUGAUCCGUCGUGCUACCAAGCUUGCAUCAAACUUGGACCAUGGAAGGACUGCCAGCCGGAAUGAUCUGGCUGCAGGUGAUGAAGCAGGACCCAAAACUGCAAUGAGAAAUGGCGAAAAGCGCCGUCGCAACUCGGGCUCCCUCUCAGAUAUCCUCGCAUCCUUCCCUCCCCCAGGCCUACAAACCCCCGAAGGCCGUGGAUCCUGGCCUAUCUUCUUCGGUCGCUCAAACCUGCGCAACGUCGAGCAACUCCACUCCAACGAUGACGACCCGAACGCCCCCAAGCGCAAGAACACAUGCUGCGGAAUGCCCCGCAAGAUCUUCGUGAUUCUCUGUAUUGUCAUCUUCAUCGUCGUCAUCCUCGCGAUUCUCCUGCCAGUCUUCCUUGUUGCCGUCCCUCGCGAAAAGGCAAACAAGGACGCAGCCUGUGCAAACAUCAACCCCUGCAAGAAUGGCGGCAUUAGUGUCUCGAGUGGCAGUGAAUGUUCAUGCGUCUGCUCGAAUGGUUAUACCGGCUCGCAAUGCACGGUUGAAAACGACGGUAGCUGUACCACCCACGCCAUCCAAAGCGGCGACUCGACCAAGAAUGCAACCAUGGGCAGCUCACUCGCAGAUUUGUUCGAUGAGUCUAAGAAGAAGUUCGAUAUCACUCUCGAUGCCUACACUAUCAUGGCUCUCUUUAGCAUGAGAAAUGUCUCGUGCAAGACAGAGAAUGCGCUUGUUGCUUUCAGCGAGGUCGAGACUACCAACAGUAUCAGCAACAGCCGUCGCUCUCUCGACCUGCUCGCAGACUCCAUCCCAUCUGAAAAGAACCACGCUUCCCCUUCCAUCGUGACUUCCGGCCCCACAACCGUCCUCGCACCACGCGCCGAAGCCACCGUCAACGGCAUCCUGUACGAGGACGCAGCACCCAGCGUGUCAGCGACCAAACCAGACCACGUAUCCGAUCCAGCAGCCACCGCUACAGCCACCAAGAUCAGUUUCCAGCCCUCCUCGACUGCGGAGGCGUCAGCUGCCGUAUCUACUGCUACUGCGACGGCUGUUCCUGCAAACGUGCUUGAAUUCUCCCGGGUUGCUGUGCUGUACAUUCUGCAGAAGACUGGCUCGCUUAAUUCGGCUAUGGUCUCUGGGGAUCACAUCGAGGAAUAUCUGACUGAUUCCUACUCAAAUUCCACCCAUCCUGCCAUGAAGGAGGGGGCGUUUACUAUCGAUUUUGAGAAUUUGACCAUCACACUCCCUAACAGUACGGCGACCGCAGAGUGA
Penicillium antarcticum is the source of this 2589-nucleotide messenger RNA. RefSeq lists its product as uncharacterized. Bases 1 to 2589 code for a protein of 862 amino acids. Lineage: Eukaryota; Fungi; Ascomycota; Eurotiomycetes; Eurotiales; Aspergillaceae. The record is from RefSeq and is a predicted model, not a curated record. The transcript is spliced from 2 exons.